GUGGUGGGAAGGGGAAGUCCAGAACACUAAUAUACGGCGGGAAGUGUGAUAUUUUAUAUUUUUGAGAAUGGAUAAUAGUUUAGAAAUUCUUUCCAAAAACUUAUUGGACAUAUUUGAGCAAUUAAAAUGUCCAAUUUGUCUAGAUAUUGUUGACAUUGCUAGAGAGUUAACAUGUAAGCAUUUAUUUUGUUCUAACUGUGUGGAAACAUACAAAAAAGGAAAGAAUGGUUUCAAUUGUCCAUUGUGCAAAAAAGAAAUAUCCAGAAAAAAGAUAUUAAGUCGUGAUACUGCUUUGGACUCUUUAUGUAGAGUCAUUAGGGGCUUGUGCGAUGAUAUAAAAGUACAUCACAAAACAGAUCUCAAGACGUUCUUCAGUAGAGUACCUAAAGGACCCAUAUUGUGUAACUUUACUAACAGAAAUGAAUCACUUGAUUUUAUUCCUGAGUCUUCUGAUGAAAUUAUAAUGCCAUCUACUUCGAAACAAGAUGUUGUUAAGAAGUCAUGCAGGAAACAAAACUUGAAUGAGUCUGAGUUUAGCAUUGAGACCGCCUCAAAUCCUAAUAAGCCUGAUAUACAGAAAAGCUUGCUCAUUGAAAAGAAGACAAAAACGAAACCCAAAAUUAAGUUAUCCCGCAAAAGAAACAAAGCAAAACAAGAUGAUUCAGAUAUCACUUUGAAGCCAAAACUUGCUUCUCGAAAUAAGGUUGCACAUAAAUCUUCAGAAAAAAAGAAAAUAUUGAAGUGGUUGCAUGAUACACAAAAUGAAUUUGAGAUAUUUAGUGACAGUGCACAAUAUGAGAAUUUGCAACAAAUAAAUUCCAGUGAAAAUCAACUUGCUAUUGAUAUAAAGGAGGAUGAAGUACUCGGUGAUAUUGAUAAAGAAAUAUCUAGUGGUAGGAAUGACACACCCGAUUUUUCUAAAGAACUAAACACUGAAAAUUACAAUUCAAAAGCAAAGAAUGCUUUUUUGGAUCAAUUGGAAAAUGAAAUGUUAAAAAAAUCUAGUUAUAUGAAGAAGGAGAGUACUAUACAAAAAAGUCUUAAUAGGAGUGAGAAUAAUAAGAAGAAUAAACCAAAAUCAUCUUGCAAGAACAUUAAAAAAAUUAAAACAACAAAAGUUGAAGAGGAGGUACCCAAAAAGUUGGAUAUACAACUCCUUUCUAUCCAUAAAUCAAAUGAAAACGAUGUACAAACUGAGAACACAAAUGAUUCUCUUAUGAAUAUAGAUAGAACCGUUAUAUUUGGUAAAACAGAGGAAGAAUAUUUAAGCAGAACAAUUCCUAAAAUGAUUGAACCGAAUGUGGUAGAAACCACUUGUCUGGAAAUUAUGAAUGAAAAAGAUAUCUAUCAGAAAGAUUCUGAAGCAAAUCAAGAUAAUGAUUCAGACAUAUAUGUUUAUCAAACACAACCAUUAUCUAAAGAAACUGUUGAUCCAAGAACUGAUAGAAAAAGUGUUGUUCUUAGGCUUACUCAAAAGUUAGAAACAAUUUUACAGCAGUUGCUCAAAGAAGGAAUUCAAAUGAAUGAGCUUUUUUACCUCUACCCUUCUUUCGAAGGUAUUUUUAAGAUAUUCCAUAAAUUGAAUGAUAAUAAAGCUUAUCAAUCACAUGAAAGUAGGAAUCAUAGAAAAUUUUCUGACAAACAAAAUCAAACAGAUUUGCUUUCUUUGAAUGGCUUUACAAUAACUCCAACUGUAGCCUACAAUUCUUUAAUUCAUGAAGAUGUUGCAACACAGACCACGGAUUUCUGUCUUGAUUAUCCCCAAUUUUCUCUAGAAAAAGUACUCAGAAACAGCACCCCUGCAGCUUCAUCUUCACAAAUUAUGGAUAUGGACACCCUAAGAAAUGUUGAGAGUGGAAAAAAUCCAAAAUCAAAAAAACCAAGUCAAUCGAACUUAGAACUCCAUCAACAAAGUUCAAUGUCCAAAUCACAAUUUGAAAUAGCUAACAUACAAAUGAAAUCUUCUUCAUUGAAUGAGUUUGAGUUUGAGAAGCAAAUUUCAGUUAAUGCGAGCGUGAAUAAAGGACAUAAUGACAUUUUGGUCGAUAACAUUUUUGAGCAAUGCAAUACACAACACAAUGUUUCCUACAAUCACCCUACGAUGAGAAAAACCUCAAAUCGAACACAAAUGAACUCAAAUCAUUCUUCAUCAAGACUCAAAAAUUAUUCUGAUAAAAGUAGAUCAAACUCAAGAGUGGGUAUAGAUAUAAGUCAAGGAUCUGGUAUUAUGCGUAGUGUUCCUCAAUUAAGAGUAAGUCGUAGGCUUAUAUUCGAGAACACAAUGAAGGAAAGGACUGAGGUGGAGCAAAAACUUAAGAGAGAGAGAACGAUGGACUCAACAUCUGAUUCUGAUGAAAAAAGGCCAUAUAAAGUUAAAUUUUCCAAAAGUUUACAUGAUAAAAGCCAGUGUUCAAGGUAUUCUGAUGUGGAAAUGAAAGAGAUUAAUCAGGAGCAUUCAGGUGUUGAAAAGAGGUCAGUUUCUCCUGCAAACAGUGAAAAAUUCAACACAAAGACACACCAGUCAGAUGAAGAUACAAAAGCUGAUGCUUUAAUGAAAUAUUUUGAUGAACUCAUUGAAAAAGCUAACCAAGAAAUUUUAGAAGAAGAUUUGUUGUCCAAACAAAAGGAGUUAGAAUUAUCACAAAUAUUAUCAGAAAACGAUAAACAUAACACACAUCAUGAAAUACUCAACCACUCUGUAACUGAAAGACAAGUUAAAACUCAACAAGAUAUUGAAAGCAUUGGGACUCAGGAUCUCAAAUACUAUGAUAAGUUAAUUGAAAAAGAUACUAGACAAAUAGAAAUCGAAAAUGAUAAUCAACACAAAGAAAAAUUAAUAAGGGACAACUAUAAAGAAAGUCCAAUAGCAUCCAAACAUAAUAAUUGUCUUGAGGAAGAGGAAAAUGUUGAAACGAAAAGAAAAUUAAUAAAAACCCAAGAUCUUUUGGAUGAUUGUAAUAUAUUAAUUGCAAAUACUACAAUGGAAAUACGAAGAAAUGAAAUGAGCUCUUCGCAUAAGGAGAAUAAUACUCAAUCUCAAAAUGAUGAUGAAAUUUGUUGUCAAAAUAUGUAUCAGUUAGACAAUGUUUUAGAGAAAGGAAGUAGAAGAGAGGUGCUAUCCAGAGAUGAAUUUUCAAAAUCAUUUGGAUCUUGCAAAGAAAAUUUAACCAAGCAGACAUCAUCCAUAGAAAAUAAAACAACAAAAUCAAACGAUUUAUUUUAUACUGCAAGACGUAACAACUCACAAGAAGAACGCAAAAUUAGAAGAAAAAAGAAAAAUGCUCCCAGAGCGGAUGGAGAUAAUUCAGUUGCAGACGUAGUAGACACUUCUCCGAAAUCACUUAGUUUCUUAGAGAGGCUCAGUUGUUCCCAAAAUGUGAAACGAGAUUCCAAAAUGUCAUUGCAAAUUGAAGAAGAUAUCAAAAAUACUCCUGCGAUUAUGAAUAUUAUACCACCUCCCGGAUUUGACGAUGAAAUCCUUAUAGAAGAAAAAGUUAAUCCAAAUACACAAAGCAGCGAAGGGGGCUCUGAGAGUGGUAUACCCAAUUCAAUAUCUCCACAAAAAUUCAAAGUGCCAUCAAAAAGAAAGCGAUUAGUUGCAGCUAAGGUGAAAACUGUAAAGUUUGCUGUGCCCCAAGAGUUGACGACACAUUGUAGAGAAGAAUCUAAGAAUCUCAAUGAAAAAAAAAAGGUCAGACAGUCGAUAUUUUCACCUUUAACAAUUGAACCCAAAACCAGUGCAUCGGUGUUAACUAGUACAUUGAAACAAAAAAGUAUUUUGAGUUAUGCAAAACCAAAACUAUCACAACAAGCAAGCACUUCAACCUCACAAAAACCUAAACCCUGCAUUGCUUUCACUAGGCUGAAUAACGCAGAAACAUCAUGUGUACAUUCUUUAUGCAAUAGAAAUUUAGUUACACGUCAAGAUCAGUUUGGCCCUGAUGUUACUCAUAUGAUUGUUUCUGUUGACAAACAUAAUAAUGUAAAAUAUCAUACCAUUAAAUUCAUAUCUGCUAUUGCUGCUGGAAUAUGGGUGGUCAAUAUAAAAUGGGUGCAAGAAUGCUUAUCGCAAAAUUGUAUUGUGGACGAGGAACCUUUUGAAGUAUUUGAUAUAACUGGAAUACCAAGUCCAAGUAUUUCACGACUUACCCGUGUCGUCAAUCCACUGCUCAAAGGAUUCAAAUUUUAUGUUCCACGUUCAUUUGCUCAGGCCAGUGCUGAAGACGUCAAGAAUAUCAUUCUUUCAUUACAAGGCGUUGUUGUAUCUUCGAUAGAAGAAUUGGUGGACAGAGGGGAUUAUACCUGUAUCAUUAUAUCUGAACUUGUGGAUUCAAAAGAUUACGACCAAUACGAAGAUUGGCUGUCGGUCUAUAAAAUAUUGACAGUUGACAUUAACUGGUUAAGCCUUUCGGUGAGUCGUUAUAACAUACACAGCCUUAGGCCUUAUCUUUUGUGCUCAGAUGAUUCUAUCUAUGAAUUGGGUUACCCAUCUGAUUUAGUUGUGGAUGUAGCACCUUGUUUGACCCAAAAUGAUGAACCAUUUUUUUGAGUAAUAUUUUGUGUAUGAAUUUGAAGACUUCAAAUUUUUAAGAAAUUUAUUUUUGUUUUUGUUUGUGAUGUUAUGUGAUAAUUUUUUAUUAAUGACCCAAGAUUUAGUUUAGUUUAUUCGAAGUUCAAGAUUCUUAGUAAACUUCUCUGUUUCAAUGAAAAGUUGAAACGUAAUUAAUCUGCGCGAAUCACCUGUUGAAUAAAAAUAUCAUUGUUUUUGUUUUUGAAUACAUUUUAUUUAAUGUUUUGUAGGAAUUUUUAUAUACAUUUUUUAUGU
Messenger RNA from Coccinella septempunctata (seven-spotted ladybird), 4825 nucleotides. RefSeq lists its product as uncharacterized. The transcript is spliced from 10 exons. Gene Ontology annotation, cellular component: BRCA1-BARD1 complex; BRCA1-A complex; plasma membrane. NCBI's taxonomy places the organism in Eukaryota, Metazoa, Arthropoda, Insecta, Coleoptera, Coccinellidae. The record is from RefSeq and is a predicted model, not a curated record. Gene Ontology annotation, molecular function: metal ion binding; ubiquitin-protein transferase activity. Bases 68 to 4549 code for a protein of 1493 amino acids. Gene Ontology annotation, biological process: negative regulation of fatty acid biosynthetic process; positive regulation of transcription by RNA polymerase II; double-strand break repair via homologous recombination.